This is a messenger RNA of Prunus armeniaca (apricot), 495 nucleotides long. Lineage: Eukaryota; Viridiplantae; Streptophyta; Magnoliopsida; Rosales; Rosaceae. The record is from the annotation of a GenBank genome assembly.
AUGUCUCUUGUGACAGCAGAGAUCAAGAGCAAGGCUGAUGAGUUGUACCAUGGAGAUGAAAUCUGCCAAGAAAAGUCACAGAAAUUGCUCACAGAAAUCACCCUGCCCAAUGGCCUCUUGCCCUUGAAAGACUUGGAGGAAUGUGGUUAUGUGAAGGAGACUGGGUUUGUGUGGCUUAAGCAGAAGAAGAGCACAACCCACAAGUUUGAAAAGAUUGGGAAGCUGGUCAGUUAUGCCCCUGAAGUCACAGCCUAUGUUGAGAAAGGCAAGAUCAAGAAGCUCACUGGGGUCAAGACCAAGGAGCUCUUGGUUUGGGUAUCACUCAGUGACAUUUACGUUGAUGACCCACCAACUGGGAAAAUCACUUUCAAGACUCCUUCUGGGCUUUUUAGGACUUUCCCUGUGUCAGCUUUUGAGAAAGAGGAAGCUGCUAAUAAGGAUGUCAAGGGCAAGAAGGAAGUGAAGGAAGAAGCCAAGGGAGCUGUGGAAGUCUAA